GAGGUGAGGCAGAUAACCGUAGCUAGCUGUUAGCUUAGGGAUCGAAACUUUGAUGGGGGGCACAAAAAUGUUUGCCAUAAAGUGGAGACAAAUGCAGUUUAAUGAUACCUGAGUGAGUCUGACUAACAAAAUCAAUGGGAGUAUUUCGACCAUUAUAACACGUUUUGAUAGCUGGCUGCAAAACUAACUUAGCAAUAAUAAUUUCAAUGUUAGCUGACAUAAGAUAACUGCUGAUGCACAACCAAAUUUCGAAAUUAUACCUUGUAUUCUACUAUUCUAACUCGCAAAAGUAAGUUGAGACCCCGACUGAGUUCCAAAAAAAAUGUUUCGGGGGGCCUUCAAAAUGGGGGCCGCAGGUGGAGUGUCCUUCACCCCCGCCUGUCGGGCACUGUUUUCAAGAAGUUCUGUUAAUGACGGAGAGGGCAGGCGAGAGCGAAGGACAAAUGUGUGCUUGCUUAGUCUUAACGGCACACGGUGUUGCCUCCGCUUCCCGGAGUAGCUGGCGGUAGCGACACAUGGAGACGUAUCCUUCGCCCUCGGUUUUCUCGGGUACGCAGCAGGUGGGUGUGACGUCGUGUUAGCUAACUAGUAAGCAAGCAACUUAGCUAACACACGGUGUCGCCCCAGCCUCCUCCUGUGCUAGUAACAGUGUCCUUGGCCCCCGCCUGUCAGGCAUGAUUUUCUUGGGUACACAGCAGGCGGGAGAAAGGUGCGACACCGUGUGUCAGCUGCACGGUUUCCUGCAGUUCUGUUAACGACUGGGAGGGAAGGACACUGUCCAGCUGGAAAAGAGGACUCCGGUACACAGGAGGCGUGGUUGAAAAUAUUUCCCUUUUGACCCACAUUCGAAAGUGCCGCAAGACAUACCCAAGCAUGGACGGGGGCCUUCAUACAGGAACCAAUGGGUACUCGAGGGGUGUGGGGAGGGCGUUAAUGCAGAAACCAAUGUAAUGCUCGAGGGAGGGUUUUCAUGAAGGAACCAAUGGGAUGCUCGAGAGGGGGGAGUGUUCGUGAAAGAACCAAUGGGAUACUCGAUGGGGGGUGUUCAUGAAGGAACCAAUGGGAUGCUCGAGAGGUGUGUUCCUACAGACGCAGAAAUGCCCACAAGCAGGAACGCCCCGAUUUGCGUGCUGCAAUUGCAUUCUCGUACACUUGGUUGGAGAGGCGCUUGUUCACUCCCAGGAUAGAUGAUUCGAGCCUUAUUCUGGGCUGGACAGGAAACAGGAGACGCAUAGCGUGCUUCACGCAACAAUCCUGAGAAAGAGAACGAGGAUGGGAGUAUGUAUGUGUUUGCAUGCCGAGCUGUUAGUUCAAAAAAUAUGAGGACAACGGGCACUACAAUUCUCUCAACUGAUUCACAGAAGCGUGUUAUUUCGAUCAUUAUUGCCUUUGGUGUUCAUCAUCCAUUGGGGUGAACACAGAAGAGGAGCCGCUGUUAAAUCCCAAUUUGACUGACAUAAAAGCUUGGUCCUGACUGUUGCGUUGGCUUCAUUUGACCUCCUUUGACCUGAGUGGGACAAAGGGAGAGACACACCAGAGAUGGCAGAUAUGUCUGACGACGAGCUGGACCACGGGGGAGUGGAGGAAGACAGUGAUAAGGAAGACCAGGACCUGGACAAAAUGUUUGGAGCCUGGUUGGGAGAGCUGGACAAACUCACACAGAGCCUGGAUGACGGGAAGCCACAGAAGCCAGUCCAGAAGGCCCCUCUCAGACAGGAAACCAACAUGGCUAAUUUUUCUUACCGCUUCUCCAUGUACAACAUCAAUGAGGCUCUGAACCAGACGACAGAGACCGUAGACCUGGAUGCCCUGAUGGCUGACCUGUGCUCCAUCGAACAGGAGCUCAGCACCAUCGGCAAGCCCAACACCGGCACCGCCCGCCAGGCUAAAUGUCAGCAGCGAGGCCUGGGGGGUCGCGGUGCCAGUGCCAAGCAGACUGCCAGUGGUGGAGGGGGUAGCAGCGGGGGCAGCACCAGCAGUAGUACCCGGGCGUCACCGGCCUCCACCGUCCGAGGGGGCAGUUCCAACUCCCACGGGCGCCCGUCGGCUUCGAACUUCUCGCUGGACGACAUCACGGCCCAGCUGGAGCAGGCGUCGCUCAGCAUGGACGAGGCGGCGCACCAGACUUCGUCCUCCUACUCCUCUACCACCCUCCGGCGCCCCUCGGCGGGUUCCUCGCCCUCGCAGCACCGGAGGACGGGUUCGGUGGGCGCGGUCAGUGAACACGAGGCGGGGGGCCACUCCUCAAGGUCCAGCGUUAAUUCUGCGUCCGCGUCCAGCAUGGACUCUCUGGACAUCGACAAGGUGCUGUCUCAGACAGCAGGAGGGGCCGAGCAGGACAGAGAGUCCCAAGGGAGUCCCCAGCCACCACAGGUCCCGGCCAGCACCGAGCACUCCUAUCUGGACAGAGAAACGUCCCUCAUUCUGAAAAGCAUUGCAGGGAAGCCUUCUCACCUGCUGACCAAGGAGGAGCAGGGGGCCAAAGUGAAGGCCGAGAAGAUCCGAGUGGCCCUGGAGAAAAUCAAGGAGGCGCAAGUCAAAAAGCUGGUGAUCCGGGUGCACAUGUCGGACGAGAGCUCCAAGACCAUGAUGGUGGAUGAGAGACAGACUGUCAGACAGGUGCUGGACAGCCUGCUGGACAAGUCCCACUGUGGCUACAGCCCCGACUGGUCACUGGUGGAGACCAUCAACGAGCUGCAAAUGGAGCGGAUCUUUGAGGACCAUGAGAACUUGGUGGAGAACCUACUGAAUUGGACCAGAGACAGCCAUAACAAACUGAUGUUCAUCGAGCGCAUCGAGAAAUAUGCUCUCUUCAAGAACCCCCAGAACUACUUGUUGGGGAGGAAGGAGACCUCUGAAAUGGCCGAUAGGAAUAAAGAGGCCCUACUAGAGGAGUGUUUCUGUGGCAGCUCAGUGUCAGUACCAGAAAUAGAGGGAAUCCUCUGGCUGAAGGAUGAUGGGAAGAAGUCGUGGAAGAAGCGAUACUUCCUGCUGCGCGCAUCAGGAAUCUACUACGUCCCGAAAAGCAAAGCUAAGGCCUCCAGGGACCUGGUAUGCUUUCUACAGCUGGACCACGUUAAUGUGUACUACGGCCAGGACUACCGCAGCAAGUACAAGGCCCCCACAGACUACUGCCUGGCCCUUAAGCACCCCCAGAUCCAGAAGAAGUCCCAGUACAUCAAGUAUCUGUGCUGUGACGACGUCAGGACCCUCCACCAAUGGUUCAACGGCAUUCGCAUCGCCAAGUACGGGAAACAGCUGUAUGUGAACUACCAGGAGGCCAUGAAGCGCACGGAGGCGGCCCACGACUGGUCGUCCCUCUCCACCUCCAGCAUCCGCUCUGGCUCCAGCUCCGGCUCCGGCUCAGCCAGUCUGCCCGAGUCCCAGUCGAACCACUCGGGCCAGUCAGACAGUGGAGUGGACACGGCCUCCAGCCACGGGCGCUCCCAGAGCGUGGUCAGCUCCAUUUUCUCUGAGGCCUGGAAGAGAGGAACGCAGAUGGAGGAGAACACCAGGAUGAGGGAGUCCACCCGAGGAGCCACCCUCCCCCACCCUGCCCACACGCACCGCCAGACCCCACAACUGGAGCCCCCUGCGUUGGCUGCGCCACAACAGCAGCCGCCUCCCCAGACUCGCAGCAGCUACACCCACGCUCUACCCCCCAAGCCACAGGGGGGUACCUCCCCCCCACUUCAACAGCAACUGCCCCCCCAGAUCCGCAGCAGUUCCACCCAGGUCUUGCCUACCCUGCCCCAACAGCCCUCCCCUCCACCGCCCCAACAGCCCUCCCCUCCACCGCCCCAACAGCCCUCCCCUCCACCGCCCCAACAGCCCUCCCCUCCACCGCCCCAACAGCCCUCCCCUCCACCGCCCCAACAGCCCUCCCCUCCACAACAGCCCUCCCCUCAACCGCUCCAACAGCUACCCCCCCACAUCCGCAGCAGUUACACCCAGGUCUUGCCUACCCUGCACCAACAGCCCUUCCCUCCACCGCCCCAACAGCCCUUCCCUCCACCGCCCCAACAGCCCUUCCCUCCACCGCCCCAACAGCUGCCCCCCCAGAUCCGCAGCAGUUACACCCAGGUCUUGCCUUCCUUGCACCCCCAGCCCUCCCCUCCACCACCCCAACAGCUGCCCCCCCAGAUCUGCAGCAGUUACACCCCUGUCUUGCCUUCCCUGCCCUUCCCUCCACCGCCCCAACAGCCCUUCCCUCCACCGCCCCAACAGCCCUUCCCUCCACCGCCCCAACAGCCCUUCCCUCCACCGCCCCAACAGCCCUUCCCUCCACCGCCCCAACAGCCCUUCCACCGCCCCCCUUCCCUCCAACAGCCCUUCCCUCCACCGCCCCAACAGCCCUUCCCUCCACCGCCCCAACAGCCCUUCCCUCCACCGCCCCAACAGCCCUUCCCUCCACCGCCCCAACAGCCCUUCCCUCCACCGCCCCAACAGCCCUUCCCUCCACCGCCCCAACAGCCCUUCCCUCCACCGCCCCAACAGCACUUCCCUCCACCUCCCCAACAGCCCUUCCCUUUACACCCAGGUCUUGCCCUCCCUGCCGCCCCAGCCCUCUCCUCCACCACCCCCCAGCUCUCUCCACCACCCCCCCAGCUCUCUCCACCACCCACCCAGCUCUCUCCACCACCCACCCAGCUCUCUCCACCACCCCCCCAGCUCUCUCCACCACCCCCCCAGCUCUCUCCACCACCCCCCCAGCUCUCUCCUCCACCACCCCAACAGCUGUCUCCACAGUCCUACAGCAGCUACAACCAAGCUGUGCCCCCGCCACCCCCUCCCCCGCCACCACCCCCUCCCCCGCCGCCCCUGCCUACCAGCAGCACCCCUCACCACUCGGGCCCCACAGUGUUCGCCAAGUACAGCACCAUCACCCGGCUGCAGAACCAGAACGCUGCCCACCAGGCCGCCAAUCACCACAGGGCGCAAAACAACCACCAGAGCCCACCCAGGGCGUCAGCUCAAGCCCCGCCUCCUCCCCAUCAGACGGCUGUCAAACCGCUGGUCAAUAACAUCAACGUCCCGCCUCCCCCGCCGCCCCCUCCCCCGCCCUCCAUGCCUGCUCUGGGGUCGGCCAUGGCCGCACUCCGGCUCGGUUCCCCCAGCCCGGCCGCCCUGCCCCAGUUCAUCCCACCACCGCCGGAGAGCAACGACAUCCCCCCUCCCCCUCCCCCUCCACCGCCCCCAGACCCGAUGCCAGGUCUGUGCCCAUUGACCUACGGCGCCAACGCCCUCCAGCAGGCACUGGCCCAAAAGUUCCACAACGGUCCCCCCCAGGGCCUCUUUCCCCUCGCUGCCAGACUAGUAGAGUCGCCCCCGGCACCGCCUCCUCCCCCACCACCUCCCCCUCCUACCCCACCGCCUCCCCAGAAGCUCUCUGUGCCUCCCCCACCUCCUCCUCCCCCACCUCCUCCUCCCCCAACUCCUCAGCAGCAGUACUUGCCCGCAGCUGCUCCCCCCCCUGCCCUGCCCAAAACCUUCUCCCCAGGCUUUCUGCUCCACCACGGUGCCCGGAAGCCUCUCUACCCUGUUUCCCCUCUCCCCCCCGCCCCACCUGCUGCCCCUACUCCUCCCCCACCCCCGCCCCCUCCUCCUCCGGUGUCAAUGAAGAAGCAGCACAGCCUCCAGGUAGUCCACACUCCCAACCAGCCCCCUCCCACAUUUCCCAAGCAGCACAGCCUCUCCAAGCCGCCACUCAUGUCAUUCACAGCUCCGCCCACCACUACCUCCCUGGUCAAACAGAUGGCAAGCCAGUUCCCAGGGUCCACACUGUCAACCAAUCAACUUGAGAGCCCCAAAGCCCCCCUUUCCCCUCCUGCGGUGAAGGCCAAACCAAGAUGGCAGCCAGGCUGUGGACAGGCCCAGCAACAGGUCUCUGAGUUCCCUCCACCCGCUUCUGAGAGCAGCCUGUCUUUCCCUCCUCCUCCCCCUCCUCCUCCGCCCCCACCUGCUCCAGUCACCGGCCUUGCCCCUCUUGCUCCACCUCCCCCUCCCAUCACUGGCCCCACCCCUCCGCCUCCCCCUCUCCCCCCCGGCAACCUAUGCUCGCCCCUGAAGAGUUCUCCAUCGGGCUCCUCCACACCCUCCUCAGGCUCCUCUGGCUGGGGGGGCAGGAAGCCCCCGCCCGCCACCCCCCAGAAGGCCUCCAGCAUCAAGUCUAACUCCUCGGCUGAAUACCAGGAGUCCCGCAGGAACCUUCUCAGCAAGUUCGCCCCCAAGUCCUCCUCUUCCCCCUCCACCUUCCCAUCCUUCCCUGCCGUGUCCUUGGGUAGUUCUCCCUCUAAGGACCCCUCCUCCUCCCAGGCCGGCCCCCCGGCGCCCCCCAAGCCAGGCAAGUUGAACCUGGCCAACCUGGCCCUACAGGCCAAAGUGGGUCAAGUGGGCCAGCAGCGCCAGUCCACCGCCGACUUCCCCUCCCUUCCAGCGGAGUGCGCCGUGGCCUACCUCCCCACUCCCCCACUGGCUUUUGAUCUCUUCCCCCCUCCUCCACUGCCCAGUGACAGCCACGUCGGGGCACCUAAGGUAGCAGUGGUCAACCCCCAGCCAAAAGUACCGCCUGCCCCUCCCGGUCCCCCUCCCCCCACCACCAUCAACUCCUCCUGGGGCAAGGGCUCCCUGAAGAAGGCCCCUCCCCCCAUGCUGCAGAGGAACCAGCCGUCCCCGCCUCCCAAGCUGCCCCUGCCUACCUCGCCCCCCAAGGGGAACGGUAACAACGGCGCCCCCCAGCCGGGCAACUUCAUGGACGACCUGAACCGGACUCUGAAGCGCAAGUCGGUGAGCCGGCAGGGCUCGCUCUCCUCGUCCCGCCUGUCCGGCCCCAAGCUGGAGCCCGCCGCGGGCACCAUGGACGAUAUGGAGUUGGCACUGCCCCCUCCACCGCCCGAUUUGCUGUCGGGGGGGAACAUCUCAGGCUAUGCAACGCUACGGCGGGGGCCCCCACCGGCCCCACCCAAGAGGGGGGGCAACACAAAACUGACACACUGACCAGGGGAGUGGUAGAAAAGGAGACUGUUGGAUGAUGCCUACUUUACCUCUCUUGGGGAGGAGCUUCUAUCUAUCACACAGGACCGUCAGUGGACAUUGACAAACUGGACUCCUCGUGUUCCAUGAUUAUGAUGGUGAAUACUUAACCAUGUAAAUAAGGAAACGCCAAACCACGUAUCAGCUUCUUCGCCGUAUGUUUGUGCCACGUAGUCAGAAAACCAAUAAUAACGACGUUAGGAUUCAUUCUGCAUUGGUACUGCAUGGACAUGCUGUAAAACAUGAUGCUCUAUGUGUGUGUGUGUGUGUGUGUGUGUAUACCCGUUUUGUGUGCGUACCCGUGUGUUUUCACAUGCAUCCAUGUGUGUGAGAGCGAGAGCUAAAGGGGAAAUGGGAGACAGCCCAUAAAGGAAGGCCUCUGUAAUAGGGAUUGUUAUGUUGCCUCUGGUUUUAUAUGAAGUUAUUUAAUACGUGAAAGGAUUUUCUUUAUAGUUACGUUUUUAAAAGCUGCAAGUACGUUGGAGAGAGGCGGAUAAGAUGGAAAAACUUGAACCAAUGAGAUAAGAAUUCUCAGAGUUUUGACAUUUCCUAAGUAUUCCCUGAAUGUUUUGCAAGUGUCUCACUCGGUGGCACGCAAAUCGGAAGGACGCCUUUUUUCACAGACGAUUGCACUCUCUCGAAGGAAUCUCCAAAUGGGGGGAAAAAAUGAGAUUCUCUCCUCCCAAAGGCACGAAACCAUGACUGUGCAACUGGAAACAUUUGUGACUGGGAAUAAUUUUUUUGUUAAUUUUUAAUUUAAUGCAUACACUUUUUUUUGCUUAACUGAAGACUGGAACGGCACGUCGUGUGUAUGUCUUUCGAAUGCCCUGUGGGUUGUGUGCUGUGUUUGUUUGACCUUUGACCUGACCGGCAUCUGAGUCGGGUUCAUUAGGCACCAAGCAGAAGAAACGGACUGUGAAACAGGGAGGGGACUCACUGGAUUCGUCCAAUUAGAAACACACAUUUUAGAUUUUCGUUGGGGACAUGCUUUAAAACAUUUGGUGCCUAAUGAACAUCUGCUUCUGUUUAUCUAUACAGUAACAGCUUCUGCUCCCCUCCCAUUGGCCCCUGCCGCCUUUAGAUUGUCACAUGACAUGGCCUAAAAAUCAUAGAAAUAGAAUGUACAGAGUGGGGGCAGCUUUGCUCCAGGUGCCGUUUACCAUAUACUCAGUUAUUCUCAACAUGGUGGCACGUUGUUGCUUUAAGGUACUGAUCAUUGAAUUAUGUUGUCAGUAGCAUUAGACUAGACCUGACUGGCUAAAUUAAUUCACAAAUUCCCGUCUGGCUCGCAUUAAAAUUGAAUGUUGCUUUCUAUAUCCUGUUUUUAUGGCCUAAACAUCCCAGUGUGGUGCAGUUUCCUGCUUCUCCUGCCGAAGUGCAGUGUAGAGAGGGGGUGGGAGGGGGGUUCUCGCAGCAAUGCCUUCAUUUCAGGGGUGCUAGUACUUAUUGUCAUAAUAAGCCUGGAUAUCAAGGUGCUGACAUCUUAAAAGUUGAAUCUAGGGUUUGUCCCCAAUCCUCCACUCUUCUCCCGAAGUGUGACCAUCCUGGAUUGGAUUGAUAGAAGCAUUAGCUUCGGUUUCCACCAUUUUCAGCAAUCGAUACAGUAUAGCGACCAUAACCAAAUAAAGCUGAAUGUCCGUACUGAACUCAAGUGGACCAUGAAUGUUGAGGGCCACUGCUAGACGCAUAAAACAUGCUGUCAUAUUAAUCUUGCUUAUAUCUACAUUGCUUCUGCUCCGUAUUGGUGAAGUUGGCUCGAGACGCUGAUCUUGGGUCAGUUGCACAUUUUUGCAGGUUGGGGGCGGGGAAGCUGAUCCUAGAUCUGUAGCUAAGGGGAAACUUCACCCCAGAGCCUGUGCAUUUUCAUGAUUUGAAUAUCAUCCUUUUCAGGUUGUUGGUUAACAGUAUGUCAAACUGAAGUAGACAUUAAAUUAUUGAAGUGUUGUGUAUCUGAUUUUGGGGGCCAUAUGAAACUAAAUGAAUAAAAGCCGGGGGG
Molecule: messenger RNA, 9028 nt
Organism: Oncorhynchus masou masou (cherry salmon)
Lineage: Eukaryota; Metazoa; Chordata; Actinopteri; Salmoniformes; Salmonidae
Product: ras-associated and pleckstrin homology domains-containing protein 1-like
Exons: 17
Coding region: 1540-6996 (1818 amino acids)
Biological process (GO): signal transduction
Cellular component (GO): plasma membrane; cytosol
Source: RefSeq, a predicted model, not a curated record